Venustampulla echinocandica is the source of this 1425-nucleotide messenger RNA. Its product is annotated as putative aminomethyltransferase, mitochondrial. Gene Ontology annotation, biological process: glycine catabolic process. Lineage: Eukaryota; Fungi; Ascomycota; Leotiomycetes; Helotiales; Pleuroascaceae. Gene Ontology annotation, molecular function: protein binding; aminomethyltransferase activity. Gene Ontology annotation, cellular component: mitochondrion. The transcript has a single exon. Bases 1 to 1425 code for a protein of 474 amino acids. The record is from RefSeq and is a predicted model, not a curated record.
AUGAAGCGUCUCAGAGCUGUGCAAGGUGUCAAUGCAUCGAUCCGAUCUUCCAAAAUAGCCCCACGAAGCUGCCGUCAGAUCUCAACGGCUCUUCAUCAGAAACGCGCCAGUAACCCCUCACCGCAUCCAUUUGUCCCACUCUCCACAUCAGCUUUGCCCCGAUCCAAAGUCACUUCUAGAAUAUCUACGCUCCCAAUUGCUCGCCAAGCCUCUUCCACUUCCUCUUCCUCGGCCGACAUUCUCCAGAAAACCCCCCUCUACGACCUCAAUCUCGCCCAUGGCGCAAAGAUGGUGCCAUUCGGUGGCUACCACAUGCCCGUCCAAUACUCCUCCCUGAGCGUUGUCGACUCCCACAAUUUCACACGCAGCCACGCCUCGCUCUUCGAUGUAAGCCAUAUGGUGCAACACCGCUUCUCUGGACCUGGCGUGACGGCCUUCCUCGAGAGAAUCACACCGUCUUCGCCUUCCGAACUGGCCCCGCAUCAUAGUGGAUUGAGCACGAUGCUCUGGCCUAUUACUGGCGGUAUUGUUGAUGAUACAAUAAUUACGCGGUUGGGCCCGGAAUUAUUCUAUUUGGUUACGAAUGCCGGAUGUAGGGAGAAGGAUAUGAAGUACUUUGAAGAUGAGUUGAAGCAGUUUUCCAAUGACGGAGGAAAGGAGGUUAAGUGGGAGGUAUUGAAGGAUUGGGGUUUGGUUGCUCUGCAAGGCCCGCUGAGCGAGGAGAUUUUAGAGGGGGUUUUGGCUGAUCCCCAGGAAAUAAAGUUGAAGGAGCUAUACUUUGGGCAGUCCAAAUAUAUGAAACUGAAGUUGCCAGGGUCGAACAUCUCGAGCCCUUGUUUGGUCAGUCGAGGUGGGUAUACCGGCGAAGAUGGUUUUGAGAUCUCCAUUCCGCCUGCCGAGGCGGUGGCUGUUACGGAAUCUCUGUUGCAGAGUGCGACGCCCGAGAAGCUGCAAUUGGCCGGGCUUGCAGCCAGGGAUAGUUUGAGACUCGAGGCGGGAAUGGCUCUAUAUGGGCAUGAUAUUGAUGAUUCUACUACGCCUGUAGAAGCAACUCUCGGUUGGGUCAUCGGGAAGAAUAGGAGAGCUUCUGGAGGAUUUCAUGGGGACGACCUCAUUUUGAAGCAGCUAUUGCCCAAGAAAGAAGGCGGAAUAGGGGUUCGCAGGCGCCGAGGGGGCCUGAUAGUUCAGGGACCGCCUGCUAGAGAAGGUGCGGAGAUUGUGGAUAGCGAGGGUAACAACAUUGGAGUUGUCACAAGUGGUUGCCCUAGUCCGACCUUGGGGAAGAAUAUCGCUAUGGGGUACCUCAAAACUGGAUUCCAUCGGUUGGGGACGGAAGUAGAGGUUAUUGUCAGAGGCAAGAAACGUCCGGCCAAGGUUACGAAAAUGACAUUCGUGCCGACUAAGUACCACAAGGGUCCAGCAUAG